AUGUGUCUCGGAGAAAAUCGCACCACGCAGUGCGCCAACUGCAACAUCAAGACCUUUGAGAAGUUCAUUUGGCUCGGCUGUGCUUCUGGUAAGCAAAGCCCCCCUUCCGACUGGACUGAACUGAAUGCUACCUGCCCAUCCACUGUUAUCGACACGGUUCGUUUGAAUAGAUGCACUGGAUGCGAGAUCGCUCUCCGUGAGAUGCAGCUCAACAUUCCUGAUCCUGCCAACAAUCCUGGCCCUGCUCGAUCUUUCCAUCCUGAGGAUCCCACUUGUUCUCAUCCUCCCCUUCCCACUUACGACUGGUCUCAAACUAUGGCUAUGACAUGCACUCCAAGAGCUGACACCCCAACUUCCGCUACCAACCAGUCCCCUGUUGACACCACGACUAAGUCUACUGACAAGCUCAGCAAGAUCUCAAGACUUGGUGCUCCUCUCAAACGUAUGCUCUCUCGUAGAGCUCGUACUAGACCCUCGCGUGCUUCAAGUCCCACUUCGAGUGUUUAUCCUACUAGCUCUGGCAAACAUCAAGCUCUCAACUCCGCCAGCCGCUCUGUCCCCACUCCUCAGCCCCAAUUCAUCCAAACCCCUCGAGGUCCUCAUGCCAACCCUCUUCGCAGUAAUCCUGUUGACCCUAACAUCUUCCGUCCGACCAACGUCCAGGUCGUUCCUGAGUACUCUCCCAAUCUCCCAGGCUAUGAGCAAUCUCAAGCCUCCGAACAGCCACCUUCCUUUCUCAUUGCCAGAGCUGCUGACGAUUGCGAUCUCUGGGAUGCCUCUACAGCCGCUGCCGACUGGCAGCGUGCCUUUCAGAACUAUGACCGCGGUGUUCAGCCCCGUCUCAACACCCUCGUUGCCCGCGCCAAUCGCAUCACCACACCCAACACCGCCUUAAACCUCCUCUCCCUCAUCGCCGCAGAACUGGACCGCAUCCGCACAGACGCCGAAAGAAUUGCCGUCUUCUCCUUGAGAACCGAAUCCGACAACUUCCACAUCCUGUCCAAUUAUGAAACACUUCUUACCACUGCUGACAGUCAAAACAGAAUGCAGAGUAGGAUUAUAGGGAUGGAGGAGUUGUAUGGUAGGUUGACAACUAGUGCUGACUACAUGAUUCAGUUUGUCGCUUAUCGUAUGAAUGCUUAUCUCGCACACGCUGAGAAGGUUAUUAGCGAGCUUGAAUAG
This is a messenger RNA of Aureobasidium pullulans EXF-150, 1182 nucleotides long. RefSeq lists its product as uncharacterized. The coding region runs from base 1 to 1182 and encodes 393 amino acids. The record is from RefSeq and is a predicted model, not a curated record. The transcript has a single exon. Lineage: Eukaryota; Fungi; Ascomycota; Dothideomycetes; Dothideales; Saccotheciaceae.